AGGGAGGCCGGGCGCCGCAGUGCCGCCGAGUUGUCAUGGCAUCCUACUACGAGAUCCUAGACGUGCCGCGAAGUGCGUCCCCUGACGACAUCAAGAAGGCGUACCGGCGGAAGGCCCUACAAUGGCACCCAGACAAGAACCCGGAUAAUAAAGAGUUCGCUGAGAGGAAGUUUAAGGAGGUGGCGGAGGCAUAUGAAGUGCUGUCGGACACGCACAAGCGGGAACUCUAUGACCGCUACGGCCGAGAAGGGCUGAUGGGGCCAGGAGCUGGUCCAUCUCGGCCGGAAACGGGGAGCAGUGGACCUGGCUUCACCUUCCGCAGCCCUGAGGAGGUCUUCCGGGAGUUCUUUGGGAGCGGAGACCCUUUUUCGUUCUUUGAUGACCUGGGCCCCUUCUCGGGCUCCCGACACACCGGCCCCUUGUUUACCUUCACCUCAUUUCCUGGGCACUCAGAUUUGUCCUCCUCGUCUUUCUCCUUCAGUCCCGGUGCUGGUGCCUUCCGCUCUGUCUCCACAUCCACCACCUUUGUCCAAGGACGGCGCAUCACCACUCGCAGGAUCAUGGAGAACGGGCAGGAGCGCGUGGAAGUGGAGGAAGAUGGGCAGCUAAAAUCCAUCACAGUCAAUGGUGUCCCAGACGACCUGGCACUGGGCUUGGAGCUGAGCCGUCGCGAGCAGCAACCGUCGGUCCCUGUCACGUCUGGGGGCCUGCAGGUCCCUCAGACGCCCUUCUCACGCCCCACUGAAAGUGACUUCUUUGAGGAGGAUGAGGACCUGCAGCUCGCCAUGGCCUACAGCCUGUCCGAGAUGGAGGCAGCUGAGAAGAAGCCAGCAGAUGUGUUCUGAGCUGGAUGUCCGGGACCCACACUCGCUGCAGUUUCAUCGGGACAGCGCCCACCCCCGUGCGCUGGGAGGGGAUCCCCAUUCCUCUCCCUCGGAGUUAGAGCCUGGCCUGGGUGGUGGGUGGGUCGGGUGGAAGGCGUGCAGCAGUAGUCUUAGCCGUAAACUUCCCUGGGUGUUUGGUGCUGUUUCUUGGGAACUGCAAGUCCCUGAAUGCUACCGACCCUGCCUUACUUCUGAUAGACCAUGCUGGGGGAAUGCGGAGGCCCCCUGGUGGCACAGUGGUGAAAGCUCUGGGCUGCUAACCGAAAGGUCAGCAGUUCGGACCCUCCAGCCGCUCUGCAGGAUAAAGAUGCAACCGACUGCUUCCGCAAAGAUGGGCAAACGUGGAGACCCCAUAGGGCCGUUCUACUCGGCCCUAGAGGGUCGCUGUGACAGUCGAGGUCCGAUACCGCAGGUGGGCGGGGCGUGUUGCCGAGCUGUGCGUCCUGGGAUAUGUAGUCUGAGCGCCGGCCCGUCAUUGGCUGAGAAUGAGAAGGGGCUGUCUUGUCCUAGGACUGAUCAAGCGUGUGGAUGAAGGGGUAAUGGAUUGGCGAAUCUCGGUUUCCGCGACAUCUCUGGCUAGUCCUGAGCUAGAGUGACACGUCAGAACCCGGGGCGGGGGGCCUGGCCGAGCUGCACAGGGAGGCCUUCUCGAGGAGGGGUCUGUAGGCAGGCAUGGGGUUGGUGGUGGGAGCUCCCGGCAUAUGGCUGCAUGUCUGGCUUUCCCUGGCAUCUGACCCCAAUGUCCAUUCUUUCCGUCACCGCCGGGGGCCAGGGAGGGGCGCCGUGGAGCCUGUGGGCACGCUCAGAGACCUAUGGAAGCCCGGGCUGAGCGCAGACCGAGGGAGGACGCAGUAUAAAUGCAAUAAAGCUAAGUUCUGAGAGCA
Molecule: messenger RNA, 1768 nt
Organism: Echinops telfairi (small Madagascar hedgehog)
Lineage: Eukaryota; Metazoa; Chordata; Mammalia; Afrosoricida; Tenrecidae
Gene: DNAJB2
Product: DnaJ heat shock protein family (Hsp40) member B2
Exons: 9
Coding region: 36-845 (269 amino acids)
Biological process (GO): positive regulation of proteasomal ubiquitin-dependent protein catabolic process; protein refolding
Cellular component (GO): endoplasmic reticulum membrane; cytosol
Molecular function (GO): Hsp70 protein binding; ATPase activator activity
Source: RefSeq, a predicted model, not a curated record